UUUAAUUAAAUAAAAAUCUAUAGAAAUUUAAUUUCAUACUCCCAAAUUGAUAUUUAGGAAUCCCAUCUUCCUUCUCCCCCAACUUAGCAUUAUCCCCAAUUCCAUAUACUUGAGAGAAUUCACUCCAGAAACCAAGCAAAAACAUAGAACCUAGAAAUUCCAAAAAAAAAAAAAAAUCUUUCCAGAAAACCAAAAUGCAGACUCAAUGUUUGGCAUCAUCUCUAUAUGGGCAUGCCACCAUUAAUGUUCUUCUCUCUUCCACCAAGGGAGGAGCAAGGAAAAAAGAGAAGAAGGAAGAACAACAAGAGUUGAAAUUUAGGAAAAAAAGUAUUGUUGAGCAUUUAGCACCUCCAUUCAUGGCUGCCGUUCUCACCUUAUCCUCUCCAGUGAUUUUUGAUCAGCCUGCGCUUGCAUCAGAAGGUGCCAGAUUGUUUCAGAAAGCCUGCAUUGGGUGUCAUGACACUGGUGGAAACAUUCUCCAACCUGGAGCUACUCUCUUCAAGGAAGAUCUUGAAAGAAAUGGAGUUAAUACUGAAGAGGAGAUAUACAAUGUCACAUAUUAUGGAAAGAGAAGAAUGCCGGGGUAUGGAGAGAAGUGUAGUCCAAAAGGGCAGUGCACAUUCGGACCAAGGUUGCAGGAUGAUGAAAUCAAGAUGUUGGCCGAGUUUGUGAAGUCACAAGCUGAGUCAGGAUGGCCUAAGGUUGAAAGUUAUGAAGAUUGAUAUUGAUUCACUUUCACCAAAAUGUAACAUAAAUCUUAUGUGACAUGACAAUUUGUUUAUCAAAUUGGCGACAUGGAAAGCCCAUGAAAACGGUCAAGUGGUUA
This is a messenger RNA of Dioscorea cayenensis subsp. rotundata (Guinea yam), 826 nucleotides long. Its product is annotated as cytochrome c6, chloroplastic. Gene Ontology annotation, molecular function: iron ion binding; electron transfer activity; heme binding. The coding region runs from base 195 to 722 and encodes 175 amino acids. The transcript is spliced from 6 exons. NCBI's taxonomy places the organism in Eukaryota, Viridiplantae, Streptophyta, Magnoliopsida, Dioscoreales, Dioscoreaceae. The record is from RefSeq and is a predicted model, not a curated record.